Molecule: messenger RNA, 4331 nt
Organism: Hyla sarda
Lineage: Eukaryota; Metazoa; Chordata; Amphibia; Anura; Hylidae
Gene: FEM1C
Product: fem-1 homolog C
Exons: 3
Coding region: 476-2329 (617 amino acids)
Molecular function (GO): protein binding
Source: RefSeq, a predicted model, not a curated record
UCCCAUACCAUUGUCCUCUCCCUCCGCCUAGCCGCUCGACGCCGUUGUUCGCUCAACCAAGCCUGAGACGCCACAACGUCAUGAUGCGAAGAGGACGAGAACACGUUUGUCAGCUUUACGCCCCGCCCAUCACUCGUGAUUGGCUGGGCUUCGUCUUGUUGAUGACUAACGGGCUCUAGCAGGUUAGGUGGAGUCCCUAUCAGACGGAGGAGAGCCCCGCCUGCCCCGUCACACCGGCAGCUCGGUCGGCUGCGGCGGUUUCAACGGAGUGCAUAACGUCCCGGAAGGAGACCAGGGACAGACCGCUGUAACCAUGGCCGUGCUUUAUGCCUCUGUGAGCCCUUAUUUAUGCUUCUCCUAAACAACGGACAGGAUCUUGUUCAUUUUUCUUGUGUGCCUUUUCUGGAAAAUUCUGGCCGUCAUUGAAACAGAUUUGGUCUCUCAUCACAAACAAGUCUUUUACAGUAAAGCAACCAUGGAUCUCAAGACAGCAGUUUUUAAUGCUGCUCGUGAUGGCAAGCUGCGCCUUCUUUCCAAGCUGCUGGAAAACAAGGCCAAAGAUGAAGUAGUUAUAUUAAUGUCAGAAAAAACCAAUGGGGCGACACCACUUUUAAUGGCGGCUCGAUAUGGCCACCUGGAUAUGGUGGAUUACCUGCUGGAUCAGUGCAGUGCCUCUGUGGAAAUUGGGGGUUCUGUCAAUUUUGAUGGUGAGACCAUAGAAGGUGCACCACCUCUCUGGGCAGCAUCUGCAGCUGGGCACCUGAAAGUGGUUCAGUCGCUUCUGGAACAUGGUGCGUCCGUGAACAACACAACUCUUACUAAUUCUACUCCUUUAAGGGCAGCUUGUUUCGAUGGGCAUCUGGAGAUUGUGAAGUAUUUGGUAGAGCACAAAGCUGACUUGGAAGUAGCCAACCGGCAUGGUCACACUUGUCUGAUGAUCUCCUGCUACAAAGGUCAUAAAGAGAUAGCUCAAUUCCUACUUGAAAAAGGAGCCGAUGUUAAUAGGAAGAGUGUAAAAGGAAAUACCGCCUUGCAUGACUGUGCUGAAUCGGGAAGCUUGGAAAUAAUGAAAAUGCUUCUGAAAUAUGGAGCUCGAAUGGAAAAAGAUGGUUAUGGCAUGACUCCGCUGCUCUCCGCUAGUGUGACAGGCCACACAAAUAUUGUUGAUUUCCUUACUCAACAUCCACAGACCAGUAAAACUGAGCGUAUCAAUGCACUUGAACUUCUCGGAGCUACAUUCGUAGACAAAAAGCGGGACCUUCUCGGUGCCUUAAAGUAUUGGAAGAGAGCUAUGGAUAUGAGAUACAGUGAUAGGACUAAUGUCAUCAGCAAACCUGUACCACAGGCUUUAAUAAUGGCUUACGACUAUGCCAAGGAGGUUAAUACUGCUGAAGAAUUAGACAACCUUAUUGCUGACCCCGAUGAGAUGAGGAUGCAAGCACUUUUAAUAAGAGAGCGAAUCUUGGGCCCAUCACAUCCAGAUACAUCCUAUUAUAUUCGGUACCGGGGUGCAGUUUAUGCAGACUCUGGAAACUUCAAGCGUUGCAUUAAUUUAUGGAAGUAUGCCUUGGACAUGCAGCAGAACAACCUGGAUCCUUUAAGUCCUAUGACAGCAAGUAGUUUGCUAUCGUUUGCUGAGCUGUUUUCGUUUAUGCUCCAGGACCGAGCUAAAGGCUUGUUUGACACUACAGUUACUUUUGAUGACCUUAUGGGUGUACUGUGCAAAAGCGUGUUAGAAAUAGACAGAGCAGUCAGACAUGCAACAACGCCGCCUGACCAAAUCCAGCUGAACAAGGCCCUUUCUAUAAUUUUGCACUUGAUCUGUUUGCUGGAAAAGGUACCCUGCAGCUCAGAGCAAGAGCACUUAAAAAAACAAAAUAUCUAUAGGUUCCUUAAGCUGCAUCCCAAAGGAAAAAACAACUUCAGUCCUCUGCACCUGGCUGUAGACAAAAACACCACUUGUGUUGGCCGCUACCCUGUUUGCAAAUUUCCCUCUCUUCAGGUUACCGCCAUUUUGUUGGAGUGCGGUGCUGAUGUCAAUGUCAGAGACUCUGAUGAGAACAGUCCACUACACAUCGCGGCGCUCAACAAUCAUCCAGAUAUCAUGAAUCUGCUUGUAAAAUCUGGGGCACACUUUGACUCUACGAAUGCGCACAACCAAACUGCCUGUGAUUUACUGGAUGAAAAGGAAAUGGCCAAGAACUUGAUCCAGCCCAUCAAUCACAUCACUUUGCAGUGUCUCGCUGCACGUGUCAUUGUCAAACACAACCUACAGUACAAACAACAAAUCCCUGAAAAGCUGGAAAGCUUUGUGUUGCUUCAUAGAUGAUGCUUUUAUGGGACUUCUAGAGCAACUGAAGGGUGUGUGCUUGGACUGUUGGUUUCUUACAAAAGCACUGUUAGGGUAAAUUCACACAGGACGGAAAUGCUGCAGAUUUUACCUGCAGAAUUAUGCUGGUAAAAUCCACAGCAGAUUAGAGGACCAGGCAUGUGGAUAUUUUACAAAUUUUCCACAUGGAAAAAAAAUGACCUAUGUUGCAGAAUAUAUAAAUCUGCAGCAGAUCUGUUCUGUUGUGCAAAGCAUAUGGAUUUUUGGUGAAUUUUUGCUCAUUGAGUUCAGUUGGGUCAAAAAGAAAAUAAAUCUGCAAUGAAAUUCAUUUUUUUCUCCUGACUUCAUAGGAAAAUUGAAGCAGCAAAUCUGCAUGGUUUGAUGUAGGUCUGCUGCAGAUGUUAUCCACAGCAAAUCCAAACUGUGUUGACUUUCCCUCAAUGGAAACAUAAAGUUAUGCAUCAGCUGGUAAUGUCUUGAUCCGAAUGUCUAAUCUUGCUCAAUCAGCAUUUGAAAAGAUUUGUUACCCAUAUUUGAAAAAUAUGAAAUUUCUAUAUAAAAUUUGGUUUUCUAUGUCAUCAUAAAUUUGAAACCUCUGCACCUCUUACCUGUAAAACCUGCCAUAUUCUGUUUCCAUUCGGUUAUUUUUUUUUUUGCCUGUUGGGGUAGGGGAGAGUGGCAAAUUCUUUGAAUUUUUUUUCUUUCCAUCCCUGCUCAUGCUGGUUUUGUGGAUUUUGUUUCUCAAAUGUCUACGGCAAUUUUCUGCUCUCGUAAUUUCCAGACCUUUCACUUCCAGUGUGUGGAUGGGUAUCUUUCUAUGGACCAUUUGCUGAGUUGUAAAAGCUUUAUGAACAUGUUAAUGUUUGCGAUUACCAUAAGUGCUUUAUCUCCUCUAUGCACUGGCUUAGACAUGACUGUUGUGUGUGUUAGCAUACUUCUAUGCAGCAUUUUGCCAGCCCAAUUAAAACACAAUUCGUAAUUGGUUGAAAUCUCACUUUCUAUUCUGCACCAGGCAGCAUGGCUAUUUUUAUUGGAGUUCUGCUGUAGUUCUGCAGGCUAAACAGCUUCUUUUUUUUUUUUUUUUUUGUUAAAUAUUGCCUUUCCUUUUAAUGGCACUGGAGGUCUCUUUAUAGGUUGAGAAUAUUCUGCCUAGUUCAAUCCUUAGAAUUAAAUUUAACACUUAUCAUGCUUGUGCAGGAUGCCUCUUAUUCCUUUUAUUGCUUUCACCUAGUAUUUAUUUUUUUUGCUUUAAAGGGACACUAUCAUACAAAGUUCUCUAGACUAUACGCUCUAGGAGUUGCUAGUUAUCCUUUAUUUCUUUAAAUGACCAUUUUCUUCUAUUAUCGAGCCAUCGUGGUCUCACUUGAAAUGUAUAAAAAAAAUAAAAAUAAAAUUAAUUAAUUAAUUUCAAGCUAGUGACAAAAUGUCAUGGACAAAUAUUAAACUGUGAGACUUUGGGGUUGAAAUGGCAUAACAUGUAUAAAACAUUACUAUUAUGAUGUAAUGUUAAACAUGACUGUCAAUUAUGCAGUAACUUUUUUUGGUGGGGUCCCUUUAAAAGAAACUUGCAACAAAUGCAGAGAUUGUUGCCUGUGUGGCAUGCUGCAUCCUCCUAAUACAUACAUAUACAGUGUGAUUAUAAAAAGGGUAGCAGGUUGGUUUGCCAGGGCUUUUCAUAUAUUUUGUGUUUAAUGUCCUUUUCUGUUUUCAAGUGAUCAGUCCAGGUAACAUACGCGCCUUGGUACGGCUUUGUGAUUGACACUGAGCCUUUCUGAAGAAGCUACAACUUUCAUAAUUCGCAUUGCAGCCCAUACAAUUGUUGGUUUGUUAGGUUCACCCAUUACACCCCAUUUUAGUUUUUGAUAGGAAGGGCUUGAUGUGGUCAUAAGGAGUGUAGAGCGCACAAACAAGAUUCAGGUGAUUACGUUAACAGCACUUUAUUGUUCCGGAAUAACAUUUAUAUUGGCCCUGCAAAUGUCUUACAAUAAAACCAUUCAAUGAA